Molecule: messenger RNA, 2751 nt
Organism: Pedinophyceae sp. YPF-701
Lineage: Eukaryota; Viridiplantae; Chlorophyta; Pedinophyceae
Source: the annotation of a GenBank genome assembly
AUGCGACAGAAGUGUGCGUUUUCCGCGCUCACCGUGGCGUCCGUUGCGCGCUGGGCGCAGGCGCUGGCGGCGGCCGCGGAACGGCUCUUUCAGAUAGACCUUGCGAGUCCACAACUAGACUUGAAUCAUGGGAUCGUGUCUCUGCUUCUGAACCUGGCCGGGCGGCCGCUGGACGCGCCCGGCGCGGCGGAGGCGGCGGAUGCGGCGGUGCUGGCGGCACGCGGGCAGGCGGAGGCCGGGGCGAGCGCGGGCGGCGCGGACGCGGGCAGCGCUGCGCUCUCACAGUCGUCGGACGAUGAGGAGACUCUGUCGGCCGGGGUUCGAUACGACGACGACAGCGAGCUGUCGGAGUGGAGCGACGACGACAGCGACGAGGAGGACAGCGCGCGCACCGACGUGAACGCGGAGACUGCCGCGAAGCGCGCCUUGUGGGUGCCCUAUGGUCUUUCGGACGCCAUCCAAGACCUGCAAACACUAUCUGUGGAGGACGCACACCACCACAGCGGAGCCAGCGGCGCCUCCCGCGGACGCGGCGCCAGGGACGACGCCGUCGCGCUGCAGAACGCGUUCUUCCGCGCCAUGGCCGGCAGGCCCACGGAGGGCAUCGUCGAGCUCCGAGACGACGGCGUGCUCGCUCUCGACCUCUUCUCCUUCGGCCCGGCGCGCUCCGUCAUCGCCGGCGCGUGCCGCACCGGCACCCACGUGCUGUGGUGCGCCGCCGUCUGUGCAGCGGCCACGUGCACCCCGCCGCCCGCCGCCGUCGCGUGCGUCGCGCGCGACUGGGCGGCUCUCGCGUCGUGCGGGCCCACCGUGGCCGCCCUCGCCGACGCAGCCGCGGCAGAGCUCGAGAAGCUGACUCAUGCUAUCGACGCCCUGAGUCAGGCGAUGCUGACGCAGCAGGACGAGUGGACGCCGCCGCCGACGCUGCUGGCCGUCGAGGCCGCGGCGCAGCCGCACGCCGACGCGGUCGCCGCGCUCGCGGGGACUCUCCUGACGUGUUUUCAGGACCCGCGGGGACACCCCCCGUUCCCUUGCGCGUCGCGGGCGGACCGGGCCGCCGCGGCCGCACGCGCGCUCGACGGGCUUCUGCGCGUAUCGACGGACAUGGACGCGGCCGGGACGGCGCGCAGGACCGGCGCUGCCGACCAGGCCGCUCCACACGCGCCCGCGCGAGCAGCGGAGCCGUCGCGUGCUCCGUCGCCGGCGACGAUGGUCGCGGAGAUCGUGCGCCGGGCCGCGGCUCCGCUGGAGCGAGGACUGCGGGCGUGGCUCGGGCGCGGCGACCUCCCGGACGACCCGUGUUCUGACUUUUUCGUCGACGCGGUGCCGUCUGUCAGGCUGGCUGCGUCAGGCGGGCCGCCGGACCCGGCGUUCGUCUGGACGAGCGCGUUCCAGCUGCUCGCGGUUCCGGCGGCGCUGCGGGACGCCGCCGAGCACGUGCUCCGCGAGGGGGUGUGUGCAAAACUCCUCACCCAGGAGUCCCCCGCGCCGCGCGCGCCCCGCCCGCGCGCCGCCGACGCACCAUCGGCCCCGCCGCAGCCGCUGCACGCGGCGAGGCGCCGCCGCUCCGCGCUGCCGGCGUUCCGCGGCCCCGGCCACCUGGCCGCCUAUCUCCCCGCCGCGCCAAGCAAUCGAGAAACACACUCUGCCGAGGGAACCGACUGCACCGUCCACGGCAUCGCCCCGCGCGCCGCGGACGGCAACGCCGUCGCCGACCCCGACGCCCUGUUCCUCGAGACACAUGCCCGGACGCUCCUCCAGGCGCGGCUCUCCGCAGCGACAAUCGCGGGCCCCGUCAGCGCCAGCACGCGGCUCGUGCUCGCACUGCGCGGGCCGUGCAGGCUCCAGGCGGACCUGGACGCAGCGCAGGCGGUGUUCCUACUAUCCACGCCGCUCCUGCGCAGCUUCGCCGCGGCGGUCGCCGCGCAGGUGCACCGCGGCAGGGGGCGUGUGCCGCCCUCGCACGAGCUCUCCGUCUUGCUGCGGGACCACGUCGAGGCGGCCUGGGCGCCGCCGGGGCUGCUGGAACGGCUGUCGGUGGUAGUGGAGGAGGGCGGGGGCGACGGCGUGGCGGCACUGGACGCGCUGGAGCUGCGGAUGACUGUGGGGGGUCUUGGGGGACUCGUCUUGACUCAGGACGCGGUCGUGGUGUACAGCCGAGCGCUGGUCUUCCUGCUGAAGGUCAUGUGGGCGAAGCACGCGCUGUUGGCGUGCCGCUGGCCGCUCAAGGGCGGCGCGGCGGGCCCGGGGCGGCGUGGCGGCGGCACCACGGCGUCCGUCCUGCUCUGGACGAUGUCCGCCGUCGUUGGCGCGGUGCACGACUUCGCGACGGGCGGCGUGCUGCUCGAGGCGGCGCCGGCGCUGGCGCGCGCGGUCGCGCGGGCCCGGGCACCGUCGGAGGUGCUGUCUGCGCACGCCGCAUUCUUAGACGCGCUCCGGGAGUACACGUUCGCGGGCGACGGCGCGGACGCUGGGUGGCGGAUGGUCGGGGGCCACGUGAUGGCGAUCUUCGACGGCGCGGUGGAGCUGGCGUGGGAGCAUGCGGCGGCGGAGGCAGCGGAGGGUGCGGUGGCGGAGGAGAGGUGGGGGGAGUUCGCGGAGCACUGUCAGGACAUGGCCGAGGAGCUUCGAGAUCGGCUGUCGUUCAUGCUGCGGGUGCUGCGCCACAAGAGCGAGGUCCAGGGGCCGGACUCGACAGCUGCGAGCUUCCUGGCCGCGCUGGAGCCUCUCGAACGCAGCCCGCGCGGGUAA